CCGCUGUUGUAGACGGCCCGCGACAUGUUUUUAAAAUAAUUUUUAUAUUAUGGUUUAUAUUAAAUAUCUAAUUUUUUAGACCACUAAUUGGUAUGGAUAUCGGUGAGUACCAGACAGCGUGCAUCGGUACUCAUAUUUGGUUUAAAAAAAUGCAUCCCUAAUACUAACAUUUUCAUAGCUAUGAUGAGGGACACGACUGCGUAUCUCUGGUGUGCGUAUAUUUUCUUUGAUUUACGGUAAGUGCAUUUUCCACCAGAGAAAAAGAGAUUACGGUAAGGUGUAUACAGGGCGUCAGUUCCGGUUUGCGGAAAGGGCACGAAAUUUAAAUUUCCGGCCAUAAGUUGGCUACUUCUGGAUGUUUUUGAAAAUGAAUAGUCUGUCGUCGGACGUCGACAUAGACACCGCUGUAGAAAAGCUGAAGAAAAAGUACUUGGAGAGGAUCGAUUGGGAAGCGGCCGAGGGUGCACCUGCAAGAAACUGUGCGACCGAGAAGUUCCCGUUUUAUGACCUACCUCGAAAAAGAUAUUCGCCCUGCGCAGAGGAAUAUAUACCCCCAGUUUUCGGGGAAACAACUGACUGCAAGAAACCUGUCCGAGAACCUUUCAGGAAACAUAAUCUGGAGCUGAACCAAGCAGAAGGUGAAUAUGAGGACAGUGGUGAGGAAUCAGACUCCGUGCUAGACAGCCAUAGUUACUUCUACACUGAAACAGAUGUGACUCUGCCCUCCAAUCUGGCCAGGAUCUCCAACUCCUGUGUGAUGAAGGCAGCAGCUCCCUCUGGUGGGAGGGCAUUGGAAGUGUGCUCUUCUCAGAUGAAGUCCACCUCACCAAACAUAAGUCAGGUUUACCAGGAGAUGCUGGAGAUUUAUGAAAAGCUCCAGGCUGAGAGGGUACACCAGCAGCGCUGGGCUGCAAGACUGCAGCAGAAAGAGUGUGUGCUGCUCCGCAGUUGCGAUGCCCUGUGCGAGGUCGAGCAGGUCUGUGAGCUGCAGGAGUACCAGCAGAAGAUCAGAGAGUUAAAGGAGGCACUGGAAGAGAAAACAAAGGAAAGCAAGAGAAUGAAAUCCAGCUUGGAAGCAGUCAAGGAGAUGAAUGAGGCGUUGAAGAAGCAGCUCAGUGAUGUCAGUGAACAAAGCAAAAAGAUGGAGAUCAAGUCAAGGAAAGUGCAAGCCCGUCUGGAGAACCUGCAGAGAAAAUAUGAGUAUUCUUUAGCACAGAAGGGCCGUGAAAACAUCACUUCAAAGAGCCAGGGGGUGAAACCUCCCACACAGGACAGCUCUUCCAUCCCUGGAAAACUACCCAAGGGCCCCAGGCACCCUGGCAUUUUCAAGCUAUUGGUGCAGACCCUCGACUGGGUGACGGACAGCCUCCUAGCCCCUCCAGGAGCAACGCAGCUGAAGACAGCCCUGGGCCAGCAGGAGGUGACCCCAGGCUCCCUUCCGGAGAGAUGCUCAAAAGCUGCCCGCCUGGCUCUCCUUAGUCCUGCUGCUGAAACCGACCCUCCUGUGUGCCUCAUGGGGCCCCUGCAGGUGCUGCCCCUCCUUGCUGAGCAGCUGCAGACGCUGCCUGUGGAUGACCUCGCCCUCCACAUGUCCCUGCUCCGCUUCAUCUACUGGUCCCUGAGGCAGCUCGACGGACCCCCCCAGCAGAACACGCUGACGUCGACCUUUCGCCGACUCGGCGAGGAAGUCUAUCGCGGUACGGUACUGCAGGGAGUUUCGCUCGACCUGGAUCCCCCACAGAGGACAAAGUCACCCUUCUUCUAUAAGAGUCCCAGCCGCCACGCCAGGUUCCUCUCUACUCUGAUCCUCCUGAAGACGGUUACCCAAGCUGACAUCUUGGCCCAGGCCCUGGGCACCCUUCAUGAAGACGUGCGCCAUGAUGACGGGCGUGCCCUGUUCCUGCUGUAUCGGGCGCUCCCCGUGAUCUCUAGCCACCUGAAAGCAGGCAGCCGCACCCUGCUCUCUCUGGCCCUGGAUGUGCUGCAGCAGAUGAGCUUGGAGUCUGGACACCUGAAUUGCUUCCUGGAGUCCUGCAGCACGGAGGACUUCUUUCGCUCAGUGUCCCUGCUCCUGCGCAGUCCCCGUUUAGAGGUCACGGUUGUCGAGAAGGUCAGCGUCCUCCUGCAGAAGCUCUCCAAGAUGAGGAAGAACAGGAGGCUGUUUGAGCUUUUCACCAUCCACCUGAAGCUGCAGGAGAUGCAGAGGACAACUGACCCCACCCACUCCUUCCUGGUCAUCAACCUCAGCUCCAUCCUCUUCAACCUAGGCAUGUUGAAGAAGGCCCACGUCUGUGACGGUCAAGGAGCCGUAGACUGACAGUGGGAUGCGUACGUUUGCACUUUAACUGUACGAAGACACCUUGUGGCCUAGUGUUCCUGUAUCUCUGUGUCAUGAUGGAGUGUAAAUCUGUGCACAAAGAAGUGGCUUGAAUGGUGUAUUUUAUUGAUGCUGAUUAUCUGCAUGUGCUUCUAGUUUGUGCUCUGGAUUAACACUUUAUGUACUGUCCUGAGAGAGGGGGAGAGAGAGCGUGCAGUGUUUGAACAUAAAAACAAAUAUCCUUUUGUGAAUUCAUACAUUGCUGACUAUUGUAAAAUUACCAUUUUUAAUAUAUUUUCUCUUUCUUGUGGGGUAACAUCUCCCGCCUGUCCUGUAUCAGAAUGUGUUUGUAAUUUUUGUGUCUGCUCUGUUCGUGUCAAAUAACUUUGUAUGUAUCUCUGACCCGUUUGCAUGUUAAGGAAAAUAAACGCUCUGCUUUAGACCAGAACAAUUAUUUGUCAUCCUCCCAAAAUAAUUUCAGAAGUGUGUGGGGGACAGUUACAUCACAGUAUAUUCUGUUUACAUGGAAAAAAGCAGCACACGCCCCAUGCACUAUAAUCGAAUGUAUAUUAAGAAUGUACCAACUCCUAUGCUUUGCAGCCUGUUCAGAACAUAACGUUGGGAACCUAAAGUCACUUAAGUGGAUGCAGGAUUGCUCAGGUCCAGCUGUGUUCAUUGCUCUCACACCAGCAUGGCUUGUCCACUUGCCUCUGCUAUGUUCUUUCCCUGUACGAACCCCCUGCGAUCCUGCUGCAUGUGGUUUGCCGAUUGGCCCUUUCUCUCACGUCCUUGUGAUCAUUUGCAUUGAUUUGUCAAUUGUCACCACUGGAAAUCAUACUUAAUCCUUUUUUCCCCUGCAUUUUUUAAGGCUAUAACUAACUUGAAACGAUCUAGGAUUAGUGGUCACUUGACAGUUGCUUAACAAUCCCUUAAUAAUUGACACUGUUACAAAGCUUUAUAUCUUUAUUAACUGAACUGCUUAAGACCCCCAUCGUCCCCCAAAUCCGUUUCAAGUAUAGAGGGGUUUGGUGUUCAGAGAGGCCUUUCUGCACACCAGUGCAGUACUGAGCUGUCAUUCUUGCACUUGUCCUUCCUAUUAGUCUUAAUGAGUCUGGUCCUUUUCCUCUGGAGUAUUUUUGGAUGAUUUGGGAGUGGAACUGCUGCUAAUGAUGUUUCUUUGUUCGUCUCACUUUUCUUUAAACUCUAAGCAUCGUAGUGUGUGAAGAUCCCAGGAGGGUUUCUGAGAUGCUGGCACCACCACGUCUGCUAUCGGGUACUUUAGCACCACACCAGGUGCUGUACUUUAGGUACUUCAAGAAAGUACCAAAAGUACGGUACUUCAAGAUAUUGGUUUUCCUCUGGCAUAAAAACUGGUACCGGCGCUGAAUGACAUCACAAUGCAAAUUUUUGUACGAAUUAAAAAAAUGGCUGUAGUAUAUUAUAAGGCUGGACAAUAUUAAAACCAACACUGCAUGUCAUCCACAUGCAAUUCUCACAUCACAAGGACGACAAAAUCAUCUGGUUUGAGAUGAGGCUUUUUCAUUUUUUCAUACUGUAUGGCUCCUCAAAUCUGUCCCUCAAUUCCAAAGCCAGGCCUUGUUUUCACUUCUCCCAGGUAGUUAGUUAAAUAAUUACUUAUUCUGAUUGGCCAGUGGCUUCACACCCAACCCACAGAUAAAGGAAGGCUGGGAAAUCAGCAGUACUCAGCCCUUGAGGACCGUGAUUUGAAUAGUACUGCUGUAUGGACAUUAUGGCGCAGGGAGUUCAUUUCACUAAAACAUUUUUACUUUGCCAUAGGAAACAAAACUUAGCAAGCAUUGCAAUUUUAAUGAUUAUUCCUUUUCAAGAUCAUCUAGUACACGUUUUAAAAAUCACUUUAAAGUUUGCCGCCGCUGCUGUUGUAGGUUGCAUUUCCGGUCAUUUUCAUCCUUGCAGUUUAAAUCACUCAUAGACAGGUUUAUGAGUAAUUUAUUUUGAACUCCAUUUUUGCUUUUUAAAUAUCCCAAUGUUUAUUACAACAAAAUCACAUUAUGAUAUUUGAAUUUUUUCUGCAUCAUAUAGACGUAGUUUAUUAUAGCAAAUAUUUUUCUAUUUCUUCUCUUGGCACCCAGAUCAGUUACUGUUUUUUCCGACUUGAUUACAAUUUAAGCUUGGGUCUCCUUUGUCCACGCAUAUAUUAUUAUUACUUUUUUAAAAUGUUACCAUUGUUGUCUGAGUUUGUAACUUUUUUCAGGAUGGUGGUUGUAUUGUGCUUCAGAGGCAGGCUAUUUGCAUAACCAAUCCACACUGAACACGUUUGUAAGUCCCACCCCAAAGUUCCAUAAUACCAAAAAAGUACCUCAGUUGGUUUAGUACAUUUGGUACUAGUACGUCUGGUACUGGUACUGGAUUGGAAGUCAAUGGAAAAAGGAAAGUAUCGAAAGUACUAUACCAAAAGUACGGUACCUAGUGGGGUGGAAUAGCGCCGCAGCAGUCACUCCAUGUUUUGAAUCACUUAGAUCACACUUCUAAGCAGUUUUAAUGCUUAACCAAACAGUAAGUGAACCUCUUGACCUUGUCAGAGUCUGUAUUGUUUGGUUUCAACCACACCAUUCCUUGUUCAGAGGAUCAGGCUGUUUGCAUUAACAAACAGGUGUACCUAAUAAACUGGUCCCUUAGUGCAAGUCCUCUUGUGAUUUAAAGACUCUCUUACACAUUUUUGGUUUGAUUGAUGAUUUAUUACUCUGUGCUGAUGAGUAACACUUGGGCUAUGUUUGUAUGUACUUUUUCCAGUACUGUUUUCCGGUGGGACGCUAUCGGAAAGGCGCCACGCUCGUGAUGGCUUUGUUUUUUUUUAACCUCCAGCUCCCCCCCCAGGAAGUAAACCCCUUCCUCCUGCAGGUUUAUUCGUCUAAAUGUCGUUUGUUUUUAUAAACCUCCUAAAUACCUCCAACAGCUCCAGCUAGCUGUCAGAGUCUGAUUUAUUUAUUUUCAUUACUUUAAUUACUCUGCGCUGAAAAUGUUUCUUUGUUCAUUUUUUAUGUGUACCAAAGAGCAUCUGUAAUGAAGCUGUGGUUUAGCCAGUUUGCGUCUAAGUAUUUCUGGAGGCCCCACCGUCUGUGGCUGCUCACUCCACUGAGACGCCUCUUCUGAAGUUUACGCUGUUCUGCUGUCGUCUCAGAAUAUUAUGGAGCCAUUUAAUUUCAAAUAAUUCUAAUUGGCUCUACAUGUAAAACAAAAUAUGGUUGUCAUGUUUUAAAAUAAAGACAAGACGCUCAUUUAUUUGGUGAAAUGCAUUUAACAGGAACACCUAUGUGUAAUUAUAUUAUCUGCAAGGCCAUUCACUACUUUACUGAUGGCAAGGGUAAGUUUUCAUAUAAUACUUUGUUCAAAGAACACCAGUCAUGCAGUAUAAUUGUUUUAUGUAUAUUUUAUGACUGCAGAGUGUUAUUUAUUUAUAGUGUUUUCAUACAGCAUUUAAAGUGGAUUAACUACAUCCUAUUUGUAGGUAUUGUUACUUGGUUUUUCUCUGUUCAGAGGGUUUCUGUAACAGUCAGGAUGAUAUUAUGAAUUACAACUAAUGGUAUUAAUACCCAAAAGUACUUGAAUAAUUCAUUGAGUAUUUCCUUUCAUCCCUGUGUUAUCGCUGCUUAUGUAACAGCUGGUAAAUCUUUUAUAGUCUCUGUAGAGUCAUUAGUACAAUAUCUGUGAGAUCACAGAACUCUAGGACAGAGAUCACGAGGUUAUGGGUGAGAGUGGGCUUAUGGGUAGGGCAUGGUAUGGCUAGAAUUUGGGGCAGAAGAAGAUUGGUGAACCCUACUGGGCCCUGAGCAUCUCAGUGGCUGACUGUUGAGUAGAUACCAUUAUCUCGGAGUUGUCCUGGACCUUGCCUCUUUAUGUUUUAUGCCUAUUUGUAUGGGUUGACUGUUUUCAGUACCUCUGAGUCCUCCUGUUACCAUUUCUGUCACCCACUAUGCCUCACGGUGUCUUAUCAUUGGCCAUGAAAUGUUAACUCCCGGGAUUAAAUCUGAGGCCCGGUGUUUCACCGGAAACCGAUCCUGGGAUGGAGCUGGCUCAGGAUGUCAUUGGCUGAUGGUCGAGGUCUCCGGACCUGUGUCCCAAAGGAGGGCGUCGCUGUGUCACACGAUCCAAGGAGGGAAUGAGAAGCUGACACAAUGUGCUUGUGUCACCUACACACACGUUUGAAGGAUGAGCUUUGUUCCAUGACAGGCUUGUUUGAAAUAUGAGGACCUUCUGGACUGGACAGUGCUACCACGUCGUACUCAUGUUUUAUCACGCCGGCAGAGAUCACAGACAGGAACAGUAUGAUGUAUUUUAUGAAUUAUAUUAUCUGCGGAUAAUCCUGGCAUAACCUGAGCCCAUGUUGGAUGCAGGGCACUAAGUGGCAGGUGUUUGCUGUGCUUUUGUAAAUGAUAUGUGAAUGGAGGGCAUGGAUCGCUGAAUUGAGAAAUAUGGUCUUCUAAUGAUCAGCUACCUUCUGCAGAGCCUUCUUAUAAAUGGGGGCAAGACAUCACUCUGUAGGACUUCAAGAAAUGCAUUUGGUCUGUUGAGAGAAGGACAUUUGGUGGAUGCGUUUGCCGAUGUCAUGCAACUGAUGUGUGGAUUCUUUGAAACGGUUGGUUCCUUUUUCUCUGAACUGGAACCUCCAUUAAUGACAGAUGUGCAGAAGCUGUGUCUGCCUGAGGGUUUGUGGCUGUGCUUGUGGGGGGAGUCAUUCUUAUUUAUUGGGGACCAAAAUCUGUGAAUGCAAUUAAAAAACUAAAAAUGGCAAAAA
Molecule: messenger RNA, 7091 nt
Organism: Paramormyrops kingsleyae
Lineage: Eukaryota; Metazoa; Chordata; Actinopteri; Osteoglossiformes; Mormyridae
Source: RefSeq, a predicted model, not a curated record